Messenger RNA from Diprion similis, 1875 nucleotides. RefSeq names its product paired box protein 6 homolog (gene Eyg). The transcript is spliced from 6 exons. Gene Ontology annotation, biological process: anatomical structure development; regulation of transcription by RNA polymerase II. The record is from RefSeq and is a predicted model, not a curated record. NCBI's taxonomy places the organism in Eukaryota, Metazoa, Arthropoda, Insecta, Hymenoptera, Diprionidae. The coding region runs from base 56 to 1858 and encodes 600 amino acids. Gene Ontology annotation, molecular function: RNA polymerase II cis-regulatory region sequence-specific DNA binding; DNA-binding transcription factor activity, RNA polymerase II-specific.
CGACGUCGAAGGACCGGGAGGGCCGGAAAGAGAGCCUCGAGGUAACCGGCGAGUGAUGAUGAUCGGUGGAAGCGUCGCGACGCCCACCGGCACAACGAAACCAGCAGUGACAACAAACGAUAACGGCAUGGUCGUGGUAGACGCUAUCGGCACCGGGUCAGCCGUACCCUGCAGCGCGGCCGAGUCCGGAUUCUCUUUGUCAAACGCUACUUCGAAGCUAAACAUGAAGGCUAUCAACACCUCGAACAACAACGCCGCGGUCAAGUGUUGCUCCGAUGAUUCCGGGCCCACUGCAGCCAGCAAUGGCGUCACCGUAACUCGUCCCUGGGAGCCACCCUCCCCCCCGCACCCUUCGCACCCUUCGCAACAACCUCCGACGGCCCAUCACCAGAUCAACGUCAUACCACCCUCGGCUCUGCUCGACGGAGUUGGAAUUGGCUGCGCCGGUUCAGUCGCACCGAAUCCUUUCGGAAAUAGCAGCGGAGCUAAUGCGGGGGGUGUAACGUCACGCCAAAGGCUUUUGGAGCUGUCUCACGGUUUGGGCGCCCUCCGUCACUACAACGACUUGGCAAAUCACGUACUAUCCCUGAAUCAGCAAGGUGCAGUUGUCACGAAACUAUUGGGAACCCUUAGACCCCCGGGUCUGAUCGGUGGUAGUAAACCAAAAGUUGCGACACCCGCGGUCGUGGCUAAAAUCGAACAGUACAAAAGGGAAAACCCGACGAUAUUUGCGUGGGAAAUACGGGAACGACUGAUAUCCGAAGGAGUUUGCAGCAACGCGACGGCGCCCUCGGUCAGUAGCAUAAACCGCAUCCUGAGAAACCGAGCGGCGGAACGAGCGGCUGCGGAAUUCGCAAGAGCGGCUGGCUACGGUCUCUACGCGGCGGGGCCUCACCACUACUUCAAUUCGCCCCACCACCACCCCCACCACAUACCGGGAUGGGGUGGAGCCCACCCCUGGGUCCUACCAACCCUUCCAACCGGAGGUUCGGUUCUUCUUCCUCCAGCACCGAGUCCCGGUGGUGGAUCCAGCGGGAGUCCCGACCAUGCACUUCACGGAUCGGACCCCAUGACUCGAGGAUACUUGGAUGGCGACGGAGACGAUGGAAGCUUGGACGGAUCCGAGCAGCCAAAGUUCAGGCGGAAUCGUACAACCUUCAGUCCCGAGCAGCUCGAGGAACUGGAAAAAGAGUUCGAGCGUUCUCACUACCCUUGUGUAUCGACGCGCGAACGCCUCGCGUCAAAAACGUCCCUCAGCGAAGCCCGCGUCCAGGUUUGGUUUUCCAACAGACGAGCAAAAUGGCGGCGUCACCAGCGCAUGAACCUUCUAAAGCGUUCGCCACCGCACCCGGCGGUAUCGGGAAGUGGUUUAGACACGACCCGUACAGGGGCAUCGUUAACUGGUAUAACCACAGGAACCCCCAGCGGGGGGAUGGGUGGCGAGCAUAGUGCAUUCCGUGCAGUUCACGGUGCCGCCGUGGUGCCGUCACAGAGAUUCGGCGAAUCCGGUGGUGGCAGCAGCGCCGUGACGGCCUCUCAGCCGGAAAGAAAGCCGAGCGCCUUUCGAAUGAUCAGUCAGCUAGUCGGAGACUCGUCGCCACCCUCGUUAAAUCAAACAACCACCCCCUCGGCGAGCAUAUUCUCGGCUGGAACAGGCACAGACGCCUCGAGCAUAUCCCGUCACUACAACGCCCCGAGGAGCCCAACGCCCCAGCGUCGGAGUCUCGACAACGACGUCGUCGACUCCGACGAGGAGAUCGACGUGCAGGACUCCGACCAGGACGCGCCUUCGCCCAUCGCCUGGCGGGAACCCUGGCCGGACCAGCAACCCCUCGAGCUCACUAAACACGAUCGCUGAAACGAUCCUAAAAACGA